AUGCACUACCCCGAAAACACAAGGAUUGGGAGGUGAAGGGAGGAGAUCGAGGAAAAGAGUUAUAAUAUAUAAUAUAUAAUAAUAAUAAUUUAUAUGGCUUCAACACCUGGUCCUCUCACUGAGUGGCCAUGGCAAAGGCUAGGAAACUACAAGUACAUGGUACUUGCUCCAUGGGUGUUGCAUGGAUUGCACAUGGUGGCUACAAAGGAAUGGAAGGAUGUUCACAUCUCCUACAUUAUCAUCUUCCCUUCUCUGCUGCUGAGGAUGAUCCACAAUCAGCUCUGGAUCAGCUUGUCUCGCUUCCAAAAUGCUCGAAGCAGGCGUCGCAUCGUCGAUCGCAGCAUCGACUUCGCGCAGGUCGACAGGGAGAGAAACUGGGAUGAUCAGAUCAUAUUCAAUGGCAUCUUGUUCUACCUGGUGUACACUUUUGUUCCUGGUGUGGGCCACAUCCCCAUGUGGAGAAAGGAAGGAGCAGUGAUCAUAGCUCUGCUACACAUGGGCCCUGUGGAGUUCCUCUACUACUGGUUCCACAGAGCCUUGCACCACCAUUUCCUCUACUCUCGCUACCACUCCCACCACCAUGCUUCCAUUGUCACUGAACCCAUCACCUCUGUGAUUCAUCCAUUCGCGGAACACGUGGUUUAUUACUUACUGUUUUCGAUUCCGAUGUUAACGACGAUCUUCACCGGCACGGCUUCCAUUCUCUCGCUCUUGUUGUACGUCGCGUUCAUCGACUUCAUGAACAACAUGGGGCAUUGCAACUUCGAGUUGGUGCCGAAGUGGUUUUUCCGAGCCUUUCCCCCUCUCAAGUACCUCAUGUACACCCCUUCGUUUCACUCUCUCCAUCACACGCAGUUCCGGACGAACUACUCUUUGUUCAUGCCAUUUUAUGACUAUGUAUACAAUACGAUGGACAAGUCGUCUGACGAGUUGUACGAGAACUCUCUGAAAGGGAAAGAGGAGACACCUGAUCUUGUUCACCUCACCCAUCCAACUACAUUGCAGUCGAUCUUCCAUCUCAGGCUCGGGUUCGCGUCGUUAGCGUCCGAGCCGUACGACUCCAAGUGGUACAUGUUGAUAAUGUGGCCUAUUGCGCUGUUGUCGAUGGCAGUGACUUGGAUUUAUGGAUCUUCAUUUGUCGUCGAGAGAAUUAAUCUGAAGAAGCUGAAGAUGCAAACAUGGGCAAUACCGCGAUAUAAUUUCCAUUAUGGCUUAGCGUGGGAGAAAGAAGUAAUCAAUGAGUUGAUCGAAAAGGCGAUAAUAGAGGCCGACGAAAGAGGGGUCAAAGUUCUGAGUUUAGGGCUUCUGAAUCAGGCGAAAGAACUCAAUGGAAGCGGAGAACUAUAUUUGCAGAAGUACCCAAAAUUGAGGUUAAGAAUUGUCGACGGAAGCAGCUUAGCAGCUGCAGUUGUUCUGAAAAGCAUUCCUCCUGGAACAAACCAAGUUCUCCUUUGUGGAAAACUUUCGAAGGUAGCUUGCGCCACUGCUAUAGCCUUAUGCCAAAAGGGUGUCCAGGUGGUCAUGACAGAGAAGCAAGAGUUCCACAUGCUCAAGCCGCAAAUACCGGAAAGUGCAGCGACUUAUCUGACUUAUUCGAGCAGCGACACUCCUACGGUGUGGAUAGUAGGUGGAGUAACCGACGAAGAGCAAAGAAGGGCAUCGAAAGGCACACUAUUCGUUCCUUUAUCGCAAUUUCCGCUAAAGAAGAUACGCAAGGAUUGUACUUACUACGCCACUCCUGCGAUGAAGAUCCCGGAGACGCUACGAAAUGUGCAUUCCUGCGAGAAUUGGCUACCGAGAAGGGUCAUGAGCGCGUGGCGCGUAGCGGGAAUAGUACACGCGCUAGAAGGGUGGGACACGCACGAAUGCGGAGACACGGUGACGGACAUCGAGAAGAUAUGGUCCGCUGCUAUUCGACACGGAUUUCGUCUCAUGACACAAGCUUGAUGCUCUUCUCUGAGGCUCCGCGCUACACUGCUUGUACUCUAUUGUGUUUAGUGUUGUAGUAUUUAUGGAAGCUACAAUUUCUAGAACUAUGUAGUAAUCCAAAGAAGGUAUCAUAUCUCAGUAUGAGAAAAUGGUUCCAUGUUUAGGGCGUUUAAAGUGUGUUACAGUUGUGCUUUGUUGGAGCAUUUAGCAUGCAAAUCAGAGUCUUAUUAGAGAACUGUUCUAUAGCAUGUUCUUUAGUAUCGAUAAUCGGAAUGCGUUUUGUGUAUGAUUGGGAUGUAUUACGAGUAAUUGGACUUGUUUAAGGAACUAUAAGUUCGUAUCUA
Messenger RNA from Ananas comosus (pineapple), 2273 nucleotides. Its product is annotated as protein ECERIFERUM 1-like. Bases 94 to 1947 code for a protein of 617 amino acids. The transcript has 10 exons. Gene Ontology annotation, molecular function: iron ion binding; oxidoreductase activity. Gene Ontology annotation, biological process: lipid biosynthetic process. The record is from RefSeq and is a predicted model, not a curated record. NCBI's taxonomy places the organism in Eukaryota, Viridiplantae, Streptophyta, Magnoliopsida, Poales, Bromeliaceae.